UAUGUAGAAGAAUCUUGCAAAGAUUGCACCUCACACCUCCAUGGAAGACAUGGCUUCUAAAUUCUUGUAAGCAUUUCGUCGAACACCUUCAGUGUCUAAAAUUCGCACGCAAAAACACCCUUAUCAGGUGCUCUGUUUCCGUAUGAAGUGGAGAUAGAAACGGGUAACCCAUUUACGAAACAGAAAACAAAUAUAAAAAAAUCGAUGCAUGUGUGAAGAAAACGUGCACUUCGUCUCUCUUCUGUUUCGGUUUUGUCUUUAGCAAAAGGUUCCUUUUUUCGUCUUUUUCAUUUCUGGGUAUCUCACUCUCUGUCAGAUCUCUAGUUCUUUUAUUAAAAAAUUGAUUGUUGUUGAAGUUCUGAUUUGCCAGAUCAAACUUCAAUUGCUUUCCGAUAUUUUAAAUUAAUCCAACAACACCAUUUUAUAAUAUGAAGUUUGUUUCAGACGAAAUGGUCACAUGUUUGACCUGAAUUCCUGGUUUUGAAAGGAGAAACCGAUACUAUUUUAAUCACUUCACAUGAUUUCUGAUAGUUUUUGAAGCAAAUUCAUUAAUGGGGUUCUUUCAUUUCCGGUCUGCUACUCAUCGCCGGUUAAUUCUCCGGUGACUCAUGCCCUCUUUGUAUUUUCUUCUUCCUCUUCAUAACAGAUCCAAAGUUCUACCAUUCGAACACCCAAGUCAAAGAUUCAAUAUUUUCAUUGAACCACCAUGUCAUAUGCUAAUUCAAGAUCUGUAAGAUUUCAAGAUGAAGUUGAACUACCAAAGUUCCAAUCAAUCAACGCCGACGACUUAUUUAAAGUCAAAUACAACAUAGAAGCAAAACAAAUACCAGAAACAAGAAUUCCCGAAAAAAGAAUCGAAAAACACACACGACCCUCCUUAAAAUCCAAAGUUCUUUCAAGAGUUUUCUCCGAAGAUUACGAAAGAGUCAAGAAAAAAAUCUUGGAUCCUCGAGGUCAAUCCAUACGAAAAUGGAACAAGAUUUUCUUAGUCGCAUGUUUAGUUUCUUUAUUCGUAGACCCUUUGUUCUUUUACUUACCAUCAGUCAGAAAAAACGCUUGCAUCGACAUCGGAUUCACCCUCGAAGUCUCUCUCACAAUCGUAAGAUCAGUAGCCGAUGUUUUUUACAUGAUUCAGAUAUACAUGAAGUUCGUAACUUCUUACGUGGCACCUUCUUCUCGUGUUUUUGGAAGAGGUGAGCUUGUUAUAGAUUCUUCCAAAAUAGCAAAAAGAUACAUAAAGGGUGAUCUUUGGAUCGAUUUUGUAGCUGCCCUUCCCCUUCCUCAGCUGUUAAUCUGGGUAAUAAUACCGAGCUUAAGUGGUUCAGCCAUGGCGAACACAAAGAACGUUCUUCGUUUCUUUAUCAUCCUUCAAUACGUUCCAAGACUUUAUCUUAUCUUCCCUCUCUCCUCACAAAUAGUCGAAGCGACAGGUGUCGUUACAGAAACAGCAUGGGCUGGAGCAGCGUAUAACUUGAUGUUAUACAUGUUGGCAAGCCACGUUGUAGGAGCUUGUUGGUAUCUUUUAGCAGUUGAAAGGCAAGAAGCGUGUUGGAGAAGCAUAUGUGUUGUUGAAGAUCCGAAUUGUAAAGACGAAUUUUUCGACUGUGAAAGAAUUAACGAAGCUUCUAGACGUUCAUGGUUCCAAACAAGCAAUCUGACAAAUCAAUGUGUCCCCACUAGCGAGUUUUAUCCGUUUGGUAUCUAUGGGGAUGCACUCGAGUCGGAAGUGACGUCAGCCUUGUUCUUCAACAAGUACUUCUAUUGUCUUUGGUUCGGCUUAAAGAAUCUCAGUUCUUUGGGUCAAAACUUGUCAACGAGCACUUACAUUGGUGAAAUAAUGUUUGCGAUUGUGAUAGCGACUGUGGGUUUGGUUCUUUUCGCGUUGUUAAUAGGAAAUAUGCAGACUUAUCUUCAAUCGACAACGGUUCGAUUAGAAGAAUGGCGGAUCAAGAGAACCGAUACGGAACAAUGGAUGCACCACCGCCAACUGCCACCGGAGCUCCGCCAGUCUGUCCGGAGAUAUGACCAGUAUAAAUGGGUGGCAACUCGAGGGGUGGAUGAAGAAUCUCUUCUUAAAGGACUUCCGUUAGAUCUCCGACGAGAUAUAAAACGUCAUCUUUGUUACGAUCUAGUUCGCCGAGUUCCGUUGUUUGAUCAAAUGGAUGAAAGGAUGCUAGAUGCGAUAUGUGAGAGGCUACAACCGUCAUUGUGUACUCAAGGAACAUGUCUAGUGCGAGAAGGUGAUCCGGUGAACGAAAUGUUAUUUAUAAUUCGAGGAAACCUAGAUUCCUACACUACAAACGGUGGUCGAACUGGCUUUUACAAUUCAUGCCAGAUCGGUCCAGGUGAUUUUUGUGGGGAGGAGCUGCUGACGUGGGCCUUGGACCCACGUCCGAGUGUGGUCCUCCCCUCGUCCACCCGGACAGUUAAGGCAAUAUCUGAAGUCGAAGCUUUUGCGCUCAUAGCAGAGGAUUUGAAAUUUGUGGCGUCACAGUUUCGAAGAUUGCAUAGUAAGCAAUUAAGGCAUAAGUUUAGGUUUUAUAGCCACCAGUGGCGGACAUGGGCGGCUUGUUUUGUUCAGGCGGCGUGGCGGCGAUAUAAGAGGAGAAAGAGUGUUAGGGAACUUCAGGCUCGUGAGAGCUUUAAGAGUGUUGAUUAUGAGUCGGGAGCUAGCUCACCAGUGCAUGGUGGUGGGAGUAGAAGGCCCGGAGGGUUGAAACCUGGCGGCGGCGGUGGCUCGUUGCAGAAACCGACAGAACCUGAUUUUUCUGUAGAGGAGAGGAAUGAUUAUUGAAAGAAAUAGGGAAGUGUGCAAAAAGGGAUAGAUAAAAUUUGUGAAUACGUAGACUUGUUAUGUAUUUUUACUAUGAUUCUUGAAUUAUACGUGGUUUAAUAAUACUUUUUCAAUACGUUGUUUUA
Lactuca sativa (garden lettuce) is the source of this 2919-nucleotide messenger RNA. Its product is annotated as protein CNGC15b. Gene Ontology annotation, biological process: transmembrane transport; potassium ion transport. NCBI's taxonomy places the organism in Eukaryota, Viridiplantae, Streptophyta, Magnoliopsida, Asterales, Asteraceae. Gene Ontology annotation, cellular component: membrane. Gene Ontology annotation, molecular function: voltage-gated potassium channel activity. The record is from RefSeq and is a predicted model, not a curated record.